GGUCAAGUUUAUUGUGUAAGGUGAUAACUGCAUGAGCCUUUCCAGCUGGAACUAGAAGCUGCAGUGGGGGCUGGGCCUUGGGAAGGGCAGGCUAAGAUUCUAAGCUAAUUCAUAUAAGAGCCCCGGAAGCACACCAGGCUCUAAGGGCACGGAGUAGCUGAGCCAGAACCCAGGGGAGGGGAAGAAGCCUGGCCAUUCAAGUGAGGAAGCCCGUCUAGAACAGCAAGGUUCCAACCUACCCACCCUGGAGAAGAGCUGGCCUAACAAAGAGAGCCUUCCCAGGGCCAAGACUUCUGGAGGCUGGAAGAAGAGGCUCAGGGGGCUUUGUGGCUCCUCUCUGCCCCACCCUAAGGGUGCCCAUGACACAGACACCGCCUGCCUGGCCCCAGGCAGCAGGAUGAGAGGGCUCCGAUGGCGGUACACCCAGCUGCCCAGCCAACCGGAUGACCCACUGCCAGGAGAGGCCGAGGCUGAGGCCGAGACUGUGUCAACUGCCCGGAGCCCAGACACUGAGGAGGCUUGGGUCCCCACCCUGGGAGAGAGCAAAGUCCUUCAUGCAGAGGAAUUCAGGCAGCUCGUGCCACACUUUCCCCCUCGGUUCACUGGCCACUCUUGGACUCUGGUUUACUGCACCGAGAGAGAUGGUUUCAGCCUGAAGAGCCUGUAUCGGAGGAUGGAGGGCCAGAGCUCCCCUGUGCUACUGGCCCUCAGGGAUCGGGAUGGCCAGAUAUUUGGUGCCUUCUCCUCAACGGCCAUCCGGGUCAGCAGCUGUUUUUACGGCACAGGAGAAACCUUCCUCUUCUCCUUCUCCCCACAGCUGAAGGUAUUUAAGUGGACAGGAAGUAAUACUUUCUUUGUGAAAGGAGACCUGGACUUGCUGGUGAUGGGGAGUGGCAGCGGCCAGUUUGGGCUGUGGUUGGAUGGGGACCUGAACCAUGGGGGCAGCCGUCCCUGUGCUACCUUCAACAAUGAAGUCCUAGCCAGCCGGGAAGAAUUCUUCAUACAGGAUCUAGAGGCCUGGUCCCUGAGCUGAUGUGCCCAGACUGGCAAGACCUGCUCUGACCUUCUCACUGGGUGUUGCUUGCUACUUCCCUCCCCAGGGUAACAGUACAGCAUAAGCGGGCAGUUUAAGCUGCGGGCCUGAGUUUCUUGGUUAGCUAUGUAAACAACUGCAGUCCCCCACCUAUCAACAGGCUUGCAUAACUAGGACAAGAAUGUGGGGGAUAGAUACUAUGUUAGAAAUAUCUUCCAGUUGCAAAUGACUGUUUGCUUUGAAUAAACCUGGAUCCCAGGCAACUUGUCUUCAGAACUUCCAGAUAACCUGCCAUCAAAUGUGGUCCAAAUCCUACAGGCAGAGUAAUUAAGUUCCUGAUAAGGAUUGCUACACACCGAGGGGCCCGGGGAACUGGGAGUACCACCCUUUCCCUUCCCCUCAACACUGCCCUGUCCCUUAAUUUUUUUCUAGGAUAUUUACUACGCACACACUAACUAGUAGAUUUCAUGGCUAGUGCACUCUGCCCCAAACCAAGCAAUGCUCAAAUGCAGGAGUCGACUGCAAGAGGUGGCUUAGGUAGGCUAGGUGGGCAGAGAUCACACUCAGGUUCAAUCAUCUACCAUAUACUCCCUCGUCCAAAUUCUUCCAGCUCACCAGGGCUAGUCUAGCGUAGGGAUACAAAGUACCCAAAUCCACAUCAGGCUGAAACCAAUGCCCUGGAGUAAACUCUUUGCUGGGGAAGUACCUUCCAGCACAACAGGGUCGAGAGGAAUCAACAUUGAGUGUUUUCACAUGCCUGGCCAAGUGAUAUCACCAAGCAUAAGGAGUCCCAAGGGAGAGGGUGAGGAAGACUAGAGCCUCAACAAGGACACCUAAGAAGGCUUCAUCUGAAAUCUCCUCUGCACUGCUGUUGCUCAGGAGAAGCUGGUGGCCUGUGGGCACAAGACACAAGGCUACACCUCUCUCCUGGUCAGCACAUUCUUCUCCCUCCCCCCCAUCUUUUAAAGACUUAUCCUUUUCAUGGCAGCCAUUCCCUCUGAAGUUGGGUCACAGAAAUCAAGGAACGCAAACCACCCAAACCGCAUCUUCACUCACAGGCCAACUGGGCUGGAGAGAGAAUGAACUACUGCGGUCAAGAUGAAACAUGUUUCUCUUGUUUGACGAUGGAACAAUCUCAGUUUAAGACAUGGGUCUAGUCUCCAACGAAGGAUAACAAGUAGCAUGAAAGAAAGCUCAAGAAAAUAAGAUAUUUAGCUGGAGAUACAUUCACAAAGCUUUAUUGCAGUUAUUUUUCCACAGCUGUAACAGUAAUUGGUUUUUUAAAACACAGUGUUCUUAGAAAGAAAAUAUUCUGUAAUUCCAGCAGUGGAGACACCAAAGUCUGUUUGUACACAAACAUCAAAGGCAUUUCUUAAAUAAAAUUUGAACCUGAUAGCAAAAGGAGGGAGGCAAACAUUACAAAAUAAAGUGCAUCUGCCUUAACAGGACAAAAAUGCAAAUAGCAGAUCUUGAUUUUCCACCCCUACCUCCCCAAUGUGUGCCUAUCAAUCAAACAGUAGUCGG
Molecule: messenger RNA, 2557 nt
Organism: Phascolarctos cinereus (koala)
Lineage: Eukaryota; Metazoa; Chordata; Mammalia; Diprotodontia; Phascolarctidae
Gene: TLDC2
Product: TBC/LysM-associated domain containing 2
Biological process (GO): response to oxidative stress
Cellular component (GO): nucleus
Source: RefSeq, a predicted model, not a curated record